Molecule: messenger RNA, 6700 nt
Organism: Porites lobata
Lineage: Eukaryota; Metazoa; Cnidaria; Anthozoa; Scleractinia; Poritidae
Source: the annotation of a GenBank genome assembly
CUGGAAGGUUUCAGCGGUAGCGAUCGAUCUAGACUAUUUCACUGGAACUUAGACACACCGAGAGCCUGUUACUCUUAGUCCUGUAUACUGCCUGAGUUACAUUAAGCUGGGAAUCCGAAAGACUUCUAUUCCCUUGAAAGAGCUCUUAAGGCACUCGUUUGGGACAGGAGAGUUGAACAUCUUGUUCAAUUGAAAUGGAGGUCGACGCAUGCAUCAGGAAGGUAUGUCUAGCUCAAGUUCAGUUCAAAGUCUUCUCUAAACUCCGAUUUGCUAGUCAUUCACUUGGGUAAUCAAAGAUCACGACUGUUCGCUAUUUUUAAAGUUGGAACUGAAUUACAUACAAUUAGUAUGUACAGGUUCUAUUUAUCUCAAGGAAACUGAAAGUUCAGUUUUCGCUCACUGAAUCAAGAUGUUACGCAGAGUCUUUCAUGCAUAUUCAUAAUAAGAACAGGAUGGUGUGCUCAAGUGGGCACUUGAGUUAAACCUUUGUAAUUGCUUAACAUAAUAAUCAUAUUAAUAAUUUCAUCGCUUCCUUAAGGUGUUCAAGGUCAUUCUCUUAACAAUCCUCUGGUGUUUUGCUCUGAUUCGUGGUAUUAUUAGAAUACGUAUGCAGUAGUUGUUUAGUCUGGAGUAGUGGUAUUUUUACCUUUAAAAGACUGGAAAUGAAUGUGGGGAUUAGCAAAAAUGCCUCUAAACAUUAAAACACCAAAAUCUUGUCUCAAAUGUGAUAUAUUUUUUAACGUCACAUGCUUCAUCGUUCUGAGCUUCAGAUAUAGAAAACCAUGGUUUAUGUUUAUGGUUUAUCCCACUUCGGUUUUCCGAAAAGCUCGCGGUUAGGACGAAAGAAAAUAAAAGCCGGAAUGUUUUGCUUCACUCAAAUAAAGUUUAAAAGCGUUUGCAGUCAGCACAUAAAGAAAUGCGAGCGAAUCUACUAGUGGGACAAGUCAAUUCGAGUGGAAACCUCUUCAGUCGAACUCCCAAGUCCUCAAGUUGACACUCAUAUGUUGUUCAGUUCACUUGAACUAAUGAGAUCAAUUAAUGGCAUGAAAGCUCGCACUCGUUUCGAUCAGCGAUGUUUUUUAUUCCCCGCUAAUUCUUUCUAACCACUCCUUGCUUCAAUUAUUCGUUGAUAGUCAGGGGAAGUAAGUUUACAGAAUAUUUUGGAGCAGAUGAAAAUAUCACAUGAUAAAGGCAUGCACCUCCAUCAUGGAAUUUUCGACUGCUUUCCUUCCAAUUCACGUGCCAAUUGGGACAAAUUCUCGUCUUCAACACCUUCCAUGUAUUAAAGUCAAUUUGUAGCUUCUAAACUGUCGCAAACCACUAAGUCGUUUGACUAAAAUUAAUGACGAGACAGCCUUGCUUGCCCUCUGAGGUCUUCACAGUAAUUAUGUCGUCAACAACCUUUGAUGUUCGGUUAGGAUCUUCCCCGGGGGGUACUCCUGGGAACUUUUGGCAGGGGUGUGCCGCCCGGUUCUCCAAAUCCUGACCCUAUUUCAGACCAAGAAACGUCAUUUUCCACACCAGGUUUUAGACCUGGCUUCUGAAAUACAUUCCCGUUUUAGGCCUGGUCUCCAGGAAAUUAUGUCAUCAUUACUUAGUUUAGAACGCAAACAAAACGAUUUCUUAAGGCGCAAAAACCAUACCCUUUGGGGCGGCACAUACGUUGAUGACUUAUAUACGGGAGUACCCCCCCCCCCGGAGAUCUUCGCUUUUAGACAAUGAGAUAACUGAUCCUGUAGUUUUGAUUGGACAACUGAUUGGUGGUAUUGAUUUCCCGUGGUUCGUCAAAAACGCCGCCAAGUAUUAAAAUUACAACCUCUUCCUGACUAAUCACUUUAUAUUUUUAAAUUCUGGAUCUAAAAUUGCGGGUUACUUUUUCAUCUUGUUGAAAAGUUUUAAAGCCUAACACACCUGAAGCUGGUUUUGACACAAACCCCAGCUCGUCUCUUUAAUGUUUUGUUAACGUAUUUGCUUUAUUUUAACUAUGGAGGGAUCGCGAAAAAGAAAACAACGGGCAAGGCUAGCGGACCUCAAUGCUACGGAUUCAGAGGAUUACGACUCGUCACCCAAGCACCAUGGUUCUGAUGUAGAAAACGGAUCAAAAAACAGCAAGAAAAAACGAAGGAGGCCGCGGCUGACAGGUCUUAGCAAGCAACGACAAGCCGCGAACGCACGCGAACGAAGUAGAACUCAUAGCGUGAAUUCCGCUUUCAGCGCCCUACGGGUCCUCAUACCAACUGAACCCUCUGACAGAAAACUUUCAAAAAUAGAGACACUUCGCCUUGCUUCGAGCUACAUCGCCCAUUUGGGCUCGAUGCUUGUCAAUGGAACACAAUGUCCGAAUGUUGCUAAGGUGGCUGAACAUUCAGGGGAGAUUUCACCAUCGUCGUCCUCAAGAGUGUGUACAUUUUGUUUGAGCUUACUUAAAGCGGUAAGUGAUUCUUAGACACAAAAUUAGAGAGUCGUCUAUUCUUUUCUACAGUACCAGUGGGGAAUAAAGGGGUUAUCCCUGUGAAGGUCUCUUAAAUUGUGGCAUAAUUUGCUCAUAGUAUAAGGAACAAAAAUUGCAAUUUUGCGAUGGGCGAAACCGAAAAGAUAACUGGAAAGCUGCGCUCAUUAGCUUUUAUUUGUAGAUAUAUCGAUACAUUAUAACGUCAUUGUAAAAUAGGACUUAUGGUCUUUUUAUAGGAUUUUACCGUCAGAACAUAGCUUUAGACAGCUUGAACAGCGUUUCACAAGCACGUCAGAGAAUUUCAUCCUCUUGGCUAUAGCUUUACUCAACUAAAAGCCGUUAGAGUCAAUUUGUACAGCACAGUGAACCACGCCACAUUACUGCACGUAGUUUUCAAUUGACAGAGUGACGAGUUACGUCCCCAGACUUAAAGUUAGAAGCACCUUGAACAACUUGCCACUUGAAGCUCUUUUCCCCUACUUUAGUCUUCCCUGAAAAAAAGGCGUGGAUCUCGAAAUUAUCGGUCAUUUUCUCUAGCAUUUUCUGUGACGUAAAAUUUUCCUUUACUUCGGUCCCUGUGGGUUAAAAUAGUGUGGUGAUGAUAUCUGUAAAGGUUAAGUUAAGGACCUUAAGCGCAUCAAAAUGUUUUCAUUGCAUCGCCGGUUUUUGUAUAAAGCAAAGUGUGUUGUCAAUUGUAGCGGAUUGUUAUCAGGUUAAUCCCUUAAACCGCUCAUGAGACAGUUUUUUGCGCGCGUUAAUCUCCGUUUCGAUGCAAAACGGAAAUGAGAGUGUUCAUUUCUAGGCAAAACCUUGGCCCAAUGCUGUGUCCUGAAAUGAUGUUUCAUCGAUUCAAUAUGAGUGUAUUUCAGCAACCGAGUCUUGGGUUCUAAGAGGUGAAGCCUUUUCCACGAUAUUUUAAUAGGGUCAAUUUCCUUCGUGUUGUGCUUUAGUUAAAAAAAAAAAAAUCAACCAAACUUUGCAGCUGAAAAUUCAUUAGCGGCCACAAGUUAUAGUUGAACAAACAAAAUUGAAGAGUGGCGUGGUGCUAGUUUUACGCGAUUUUUCGAAACCUCAUGCGUUAGAGAGCUAUGCUAUAACCAUCUGAACUUGCUUUCAUUUGAAUGGACACAGUGAGAUUCAGAACGACCACCUUAGGCAUUAUAAAUGGCACCACUGUUAAGUACUGCUCAGUAGAUUUCUGAUUUAAAAGGUCACAACAUCAGAUUUCUGAUUGACCACCUUGCAAAGCACAAUAAAUGGUAGCGCAGGAUAGUGCUGCUCUGACAGUAGUAGCUUUCGUUGUAGUGGCUACACUUCAGGAUUCCAUCCACAGAAUCAAAAACAGUUAGAACCGACUUAAACCUACAAGAAAAAAGUUUAGAGGUGCCUCAGUGAUAGUAUUUUUAGAACGUUGAUUGUGGCUCGCAAGUGGUCUUUUACCAGUUGACAGAAGGGGUAGGGUUGAGAAUCACAAUCAACAAGUUAUGAUUUCACUGCAGCAAAUUCAUGCAAAAGUAUAAAUCAGAAGUUCAGUGACAUCAUAUUGCUAAUAUGCAAGUAGCUGUGAACAAGAGAAAAAUCCCAUCGGCCAAUAAAAUCAACUCUAGUUUCCAAUUGGAAAUGCCAAAAACAAAUGGUGAAAUGAGAUUGAGGCACACUGGAUGAUCGUAUCGCAGAUCCAUAAAUCGGAUAAUCUCUGUUGUUUUAUGCCAUCCUUUUGCUUUUCCGUGUAAAUCUUCAUAAAGAAAUUUGAAUCUACUUGCAUCGUGUUAUUAUUUACCGACACAUAGAUUUCAUCUACUUCAUCAGUUUAUUAAAAUGGUCACGAAGCUUCUCCGUGGUGGCUGCCUCCUGGUCAAAGGUUACUCCUUACAACACACUGAAUUCAUCAUCAUCAUCAUUAUCAUCAUCAUCAUCCUUUCGAGUCUCCUUGAGCGCUUUAUAUGGCACUAUUGUAUGAUACACGCUCCUAACUUGAGAGAGGUCUGUUCCGUUUGAGAGAACGUCUAUUCUCUUUGAGGGAACUGAUCUACUUGAAUGUUUGUCCCCUUUGCGAAGCCUGGCCGUGUUUGGGCUCCCAUAAGACCACCUUGUUCACUGGCAGAUCCUUGUACCUCACACAUUUUCCAGCCUUUUUGGAUCUGCGUGUUCUUAUUUUUUACUGUUUCUUACGAUACUUUGUAUAUUUUUUAUUUCUCCCCUUUAUCAUAUUUAGUGGUUUUUCAUUUGCAAAGUGUUUUGCUUUAAUUGAAUUUCGUGGUAUUGGUUCAGCGGCUAUAACUCUUUAGCAAGAGCAAAGAAAAGAAACAGCACUGGCUAGCGUUAAAUGCGCUCAAUCGCUUAAUAAGAAAGAUCGGUGGCUUAGAUUUCUAGUAUGAGGAUUGUAUCGUUGUCAAGACUUCACUUUACUAAUUACAGUACCCAUUCUUUUGAAUUGGCAAAUAAGACACUUUACUUCGUUACACAGAUACACGGCUCAAAUCAAUUGACUAUAACUAAGUUAGGAUAACCCCUAGGUCGUUGAUUUGGUCAAAGGCACUUCGUAUAAAUAUGAAGCAGUUUUUUGAAGAGUUAAUAAAAUGAUAGUAAUUAUUUGGAGGUAGCACAUCCGCAAAGUGGUCCUUUGUCUACCUGAUUCCUGGGCGAAUUGGAAUUUGGAAAAGUUGGUUUUUGAGGAAAGGGGGAAACCUGAGUACGAGGAGAAAAACCUCUCGGAGCGAGGAAGAGAACCACCAACAAACUCAACCCACAAAUGGCGACGACGCCCGGAUUUGAACCAGGGCCACAUUGGUGGGAGGCGACCGCUCUCACCACUGCGCCAUCCCUUGAUCCCCUUGUUUUGUCUAAUCAAGUGUUUGGCGGGUAUGAUUUUUCAGACUGCAAUUAGACUAUUGUUAUUCAUUCAAAGGUCUUUUUUCCUUUUAUAAUGUACAUUUAAUAGAAGCCGUCUGUAUAGAAGAUGAGAAAUUUUUCCGGUCAAGCAGUUAACGUCUUCAAGAUGAGAACACAUUUUUGCUUCUUCUUAAAAAAUUCUAACAGUUUUCCUUCCUUUUUUCUUCGUUUUCCUCUAUACUGACGACGUGUGUAUCUGAACCUUCAAUUUAUGAGAAAAAUUUGGUGAAAAGUCUCUUGAACUGACUUAAAAGUAGUGGAGAAAAUUCUCCCAGAGUGCCAAGUUGUGCUGUGUGUUAUUAUUUGGUAAUAAUUGCUAUCCUUCCGGACUCUUCCAUUCAGACACCACUAUCAAUCUAAUGUUUGGCAUGCCUAUAGCGUGAUGCCAGGCGGUGUUCUUUGAAAACACCAUCACGUCAACAUCAGUUCAACAUAUGUAAAAACCAUUACAGCAAAAAUUACAUGGCGAACGUCUAGCGACUGAAGCUUCCUAUCGGCUGCCAAUCACGACAUAAAAAAGCGUCCGAUUUUGUUCUCCGUCUUCCCCCGUUCAAUUUAUAGACUGAGUUAACUACGCCCUGGUUUUCCCACGUCAUUCUUCUGAAAGAACAAACACUGCUAUCUUCAGCAAUUGGACGGGAGAAAGGCAAAACGUAGGUCAUCUUGCAUGGGUUCUAAUUUCCCGCGCUUACCACAGACAGCGUGUUUUGUCACGGCUUUCGAUCGGUAGAUCUUUUAUUUGUCUUUGUUGUGAUUAGUCAGGUAAUUUUAGUUGCCGAAGACACCAAUUAUUCCAAAAUGGAACUGAAGCCAGUUCCCUGAUGUUCUUAGACUGCUUAGUUAAAUCGUGAGCUCAAAAUGAGGAGGCCAUCUUGGUUUCAUUGCUACUGGGUGGGUAUGGGUUUUUCGUCAGGGUCCGCCCCGGGUUAGGAGGUAGGAAAUUUGUUAGGGUUAAUAAGGCUACGGCCUUUUUCGGUCUUCUAGGAAACCACCUGGAAUUGUUAAAUUCCAUAAAUCUUUACUCGCGAGCAUGAAGGGUAUCGUAAAUACCAUUAAAUAUGCUUUAUUGUCAUUUCCACUUGCAAUUUCGCUUUGAUAGAUCAGUUCUGUUUCCCUCAUUUUAGGUGUCAAAAGAGGAAGGUGGAAAUAACAGAGUGCAUUCACAAGGACUGUAAUAAUUUCUGGUAGCAUUAACUGAGUCUGCUCCUCCUUAAGAGUCGCUGUUUACAUCUGUUGGCAACUUGGCGUUCACUUAGAUCUAUAAGGACCAUAUUUUAAGGUCAUGCUAACCUAUGAGUAAGCUCUCAACCCGCUGCAUGAGGUGUGGGGCAGAAAAGGGGAGCCCCUGCCUGUCCC